AUGAUGGCCGCAGCGUUGCCGAGGCAUACAUAUCCUCCUAUGCAAUACCAUGCAACCCAGUCAACCUCACCGGCAUCAGUCCCAUCACCAGCCCAGCAUGAUCACCAUCAGCACCGGAACAUCUACGGCCAGCCGCCGUCGCAGUCGCUGCAGCAAACGAUGUACUAUCCCACACAGCAACCGCAGUACCAAUCGAUUGCGAGUCAGCCACCAGCACCCGCAUACGCCCAACAUGCGCACCAGACUCAUCAAGCCAUGACGACGCAACCGACGAUGAUGAUGGCGCAAACUGCAUCGCACAACCCCCUCGCACCUCAUCAUAGCCAGCAUCAGCACCAGCACCAACCUCACCACACACAGCAACCGAUGUCCAAUAGUCCCCGCAUAAAGAUGUCCCCACAGCCAUCGGUACAGCUUCAGAAGCCCCAACAAACGCAACCACUUACACAAGCUCACUCCACACAAAAUGGCAGUGGCCCUCUAACUACACCGACAAGCACAACCUCAGGCGGUGUUAACGCGAAUGCUGCGCCCGGCCCAAUCCCAGCCACGACUCCGUUGGUAGUACGACAGGAUCAGAAUGGUGUGCAAUGGAUCGCCUUUGAGUAUUCUCGCGACAGGGUGAAGAUGCAAUACACGAUUCGUUGCGAUGUUGAGUCGGUUAAUACGGAUGACCUCCCCCACGAGUUCAAGACUGAGAAUUGUGUCUACCCCCGAGCGUGUUGUCCCAAAGACCAGUAUCGUGGCAACCGUCAGGUCUAUGAGACGGAAUGCAAUACAGUCGGCUGGGCUCUCGCGCAGCUAAACCCAUCCCUCCGAGGCAAGCGCGGGUUGAUUCAGCGUGCCGUUGACAGUUGGAGGAACAGUAACCAGGACCCCAGGUUGCGAAGCCGAAGGGUUCGCAGGAUGGCGAAGAUGAACAACCGAAAGGCGAUGCAGAACGCGGGCCAGAGCCCUCAUCUGGCUGGUCAUGGCGGGCCAACCGGUAUUCCUGGUGCACCGACGCACAUGGGCCCUGGCCCUGCUAUGACGAAGCCCUCGCUCAGUAGCUUAACGCAAGCUAUGCACCACCACCCCGGUCACCCGCAAGACCAUGGGCAAGGCACCGGAGACGAAGUUGGAUCAAACUACGAACACCAUCACCAUCAGGCGCCGAAUAGUGACGAUGUAAGACCAGCCCAGGUGUUCACUGGAUACAAUACGAACCAGUCGUAUCCCGGGGCCUUGGGCCAUAUGUCCGCGAUUGCCACGGCCCGGAGACGGUCUCGGAGUGAGAAUGACGAGCCCUCCGACCUCUUCCCCGACAUGCCGGAAGCAAAGAAGCGCAAGUUUAUCCUCGUGGAGGACAACGUGCGUGGGUCGAGGCUCCGCAUCCGUGUCACGCUGGAGGGUGUCAACACGAAGGAAAUCCCCGAUAGCUUCCGAAAGGAUUCCAGUGUUUUCCCGCGCAGCUUCUUCCCCCGCGAGAUGCAGAGCCCCCCACCUAGCGCCACUGGCAGCUCUUUCUUCGAGGACGACCUUGACGCAGAUGAUGGCAACCAGGAAACCGAGGGUCGGGAAAUAUCAAGGAGGAGGGGUAGGGGCCGAGAGACGGUAAUGGUCAGGGUCCCUGUGGGCGAUAGCCGAGAGGGAGACCUGAGCGUGCCUAGGAUGAGGAAGAACAUUAGGGGCAAGGAAGUGAGGUUGAAUGAGCUCGGAUACCGGAUGGCCUGGUUGCAGAGCCGUGUGUUUGCGGGACGGACGCUGUUUCUUCAGCGAGCAUUGGAUUGCUACCGUAACAAGACUCGGUCGGCGAUUGAGUCAAUCAUGCAAGACGUGAAGAAUGUGGCGCCGCACUACGAGACUAGGGUUGGAAAGCGGAGGUGGAACGAGAGGAUGAGAAGCCAGGAGCGACGCGACCGCGACUGA
This is a messenger RNA of Scedosporium apiospermum, 1908 nucleotides long. RefSeq lists its product as uncharacterized. The coding region runs from base 1 to 1908 and encodes 635 amino acids. The transcript is spliced from 3 exons. Lineage: Eukaryota; Fungi; Ascomycota; Sordariomycetes; Microascales; Microascaceae. The record is from RefSeq and is a predicted model, not a curated record.